CUAGUAAACCCAAACAAUGUCUAACACUUAUCCUCAUGAAAUGCAAAGCCUCUUGGUAUCUUGGCAGUGCAUGGACAAGUAGCAGACAAUAAAACAACACUCUUUCAAUCAAACUCCCUUGUACAUCAUGUGUAAACUAAGCACUAUCCUUUUGGGACUGUUUUUAAUAUUCUCAUACACUGCAUCAUCCUGCCACUAGAGCAGAAAUUUUGGACUUCAACCAAACUCAAGAGAUAAAGACAAUUAUAGUGGCUCUACCACUCUAUAAAAACUAAGUUAACAACUAACAAGUGGUUUUUUUACCUUCUAUAAAUUGUUUCAUCUUACAACUUAGUAUCACACACAUUUCUAACUAGCUUUGUUACUUCAACAAAUAAAUCUCCACAAGCUUCAACUGAUGGAGUCUGUCUCUAACAAACAUGUUUUUGUCUUUAUGUUUUUUUGUCUUGUAUUUCUUACUCCCCUAGUGUACUCUCAACUUAAUUGCAACUUCUAUGACAGAACUUGUCCAUACUUUGCCAGAAUUGUUAGAUCAAAUAUCUUGUCAGCUAUAGCCAAUGAUUCAAGGAUCCCUGCAUCUCUCUUGCGCCUUCAUUUCCAUGAUUGUUUUGUCAAUGGAUGUGAUGGAUCGGUGCUACUAGAUGAUACGGAUACUCUAAAAGGAGAGAAAAAUGCAUUUCCUAAUCAAAAUUCAAUAAGAGGAUUUGAUGUAAUAGACAAAAUAAAAUCUGAUUUAGAGAGUGUUUGUCCCUCCACAGUUUCAUGUGCUGAUAUACUUACUCUAGCAGCCAGAGAUGCUAUAUACCUAAGUAAAGGACCAUUUUGGGCUGUACCACUCGGUCGUAGAGACGGCACAACAGCGAAUGAGAGUGAGGCAAAUAACUUGCCAUCACCCUUUGAUCCUCUUGAAACCCUUACUGCUAAGUUUGUUUCCAAAGGUCUUGAAAAGAAGGACGUAGCAGUGCUCUCAGGUGCACACACAUUUGGCUUUGCUCAGUGUUUCUUAUUCAAGCCAAGACUCUUCGACUUUGGUGGCUCCGGUAAACCUGAUCCAUCACUCGAUACAUCGCUUCUACAAAAUCUACAGAAAAUAUGUCCAAAUCAAGCUGAUUCUAAUACCAACUUGGCUCCGUUGGAUCCGGUGACUACAAACACAUUUGAUAACACUUAUUACAAAAAUGUUUUGAGCAAUACUGGGUUGCUUCAAUCAGACCAAGCACUUUUAGGUGACAAUUUAACUUCUUCAUUGGUUAACAAUUAUAGCAAGUGGCCUAUUCUGUUUUUCAGAGACUUUGCUGUUUCUGUUGAGAAAAUGGGUCGUAUUGGUGUUCUUACAGGACAGCAGGGUCAAAUAAGGACUAACUGUAGGGCUGUUAAUUAGAUAUAUGAUAUGAUAUGAUAUGCAUUUGUAUGAAACUUGGUUUGUCUCAAAUAAUGAUAUAAAUGUGUGCAUUAGUAUCUUAAGGUUUGUUAUUAUCGGUAGUAUGGAUUAGGGGUGUUCAUGGUUCAAGAACUGCACUGAACUGAACUAAAUUUAUGGUUCAAUUCAGUUUUUAAAAACCACUUUAAUAAAAAACCAAUUAACUGCAAAAGCAGUUUCAAUUCAA
This is a messenger RNA of Vicia villosa (hairy vetch), 1607 nucleotides long. RefSeq names its product peroxidase 10. Gene Ontology annotation, molecular function: peroxidase activity; heme binding. The transcript has 3 exons. The coding region runs from base 398 to 1381 and encodes 327 amino acids. The record is from RefSeq and is a predicted model, not a curated record. NCBI's taxonomy places the organism in Eukaryota, Viridiplantae, Streptophyta, Magnoliopsida, Fabales, Fabaceae. Gene Ontology annotation, biological process: response to oxidative stress; hydrogen peroxide catabolic process.